GUUAUAAAUUAGGUGCACUCAGUGGCAUAUGGCUGGGGUAGCAUUAUGUAGGAGGUGUUAUAAGAACGUGGAAGAAAGAACCAAUGAACUUCACAAGGGAAUUUGGGAAGGUGCCACAAGUGGAUCAAUAUUUGAGCUGGUUUUGGAGGUGCGUGAGUGUUGGGGAUGUGGCGUGAGGGAGAGCAGCCUGGACAGUGUCAGAAGAGAUGGGACUUAUUUCCAGACAAAGCUAUGUUCAAAGGAAGGCACAAAUGCAGUGACACAGUACGUUUGGGAAAUGUCAGAACAUUGCAGGCAUAACGAAGGGGAUUGGACAGGUGUUCAUAUCGUCAUUUCCUUGGAGAUUACUGCAGAUGCUCAUGUCCGAGGUUACGUUGGAGAAAAGAUCAAGUUGAGAUGCACCUUCAAGUCAGCUUCUCAUGUUACAGACAAACUGACCAUAGACUGGACGUACCGCCCUCCCAGCAGCAGCCGCACAGAGUCUAUUUUUCAUUAUCAGUCUUUCCAGUACCCAACCACAGCAGGCACAUUUCGGGAUCGGAUUUCCUGGGCUGGAAAUGUCUAUAAAGGGGAUGCAUCCAUAAGUAUAAGCAACCCUACUUUAAAGGACAAUGGGACAUUCAGCUGUGCUGUGAAGAAUCCCCCAGAUGUGCACCAUAAUAUUCCCCUGACGGAGCUAACGGUGACAGAAAGAGGUUUUGGCACCAUGCUCUCCUCCGUGGCCUUGCUUUCCAUUCUCGUCUUCAUUCCGUCGGCGGUGGUGGUGGUUCUGCUGCUGCUGAGAAUGGGGCGGAAGGCGGCAGGGCUGAAGAAGAGGAGCAAGUCUGGCUAUAAGAAAUCGUCGAUUGAAGUUUCAGAUGACACUGACCAGGAGGAAAAAGAUGAGUGCAUGGCAAGGCUUUGUGUCCGCUGUGCUGAGUGUCUGGAUUCAGACUAUGAAGAAACAUACUGAUGAAAGUCUGCAUGGUAGAAGAGUUACCUGAUAACAGAAAAUAUCCCAUUCCACUGGCUGCUAAAGCCUCAGGGAAUGGAACUGGCCCGGAUAAUGCUGAUGGAAGAUUCUGGAGGUCCUCUGUAAAGACCUUAGGAACCAUUUAUUUAUUGAAGAAGUGUUCUUUUUAUAUUUAUAAACUGUUUAGAAACUCUGAGAAGAGACUAAUGACUUCCCCUUUUGUUAUGCUCUAAUUGAAUGAAGACAUUCUUCUCCUGAACAGAAAGAUAAGUUUUGGUUUACCUUCACCCUUGAAUGUAUUGCAUGUUUUCAUCCAGUAAUUGAAGGAGAAUCCUAAAUGUUUGCCACACUGCUGGUGCCAAAAUAAUAUUUUUUAUUUUUAACAAAGUGGAACUUGACACUUCCUAAUGAUGUGCUAUCAGAUAAAAUGUUUAUUUGGGAUAGAUGCCCUUUGCUUUUUGCUUCAUGAAGAUUUUCAGCUGUGAUUUAGUCUACAGUAUACAUAAAUACUUGGUUUAAUGAUCUCAUCAUCAGUUGUAUUUGGGUGACUUGGAGUUCAUCACUCUAAUUUCCUUAAAAUUGGUAGGAUCAGGCAUCAUUGGUUUGCUUUGAUUAUUAUUAUUAUUUUUUUCUUUUUUGGUACCAGGGAUCAAACUCAGGAUCUUGCACUUGAGAGGCGGCCACUGAGCCAAAUACCUGGCCCUUGAUUAGAUUUUUAAAGUAUUAAAUAAAGUGUCAUUAUUUUACAAUUAAGGAAGAGAAUGGUGAGUCACAGAAAUUCUUUUCCUUUCUCUGGCUAGGUGCAAUUUGAGUCAGACUCUUAGUUAUUUUACUUUCCUAUAGCUGACUAAUUUGUGGUAUGGUUCUUGAUUUGUUUGUUUGUUUUUUGAGACAGGGUGUUGCUAUGUAGUCUAGGCUGGCCUUGAACUUG
Fukomys damarensis (Damara mole-rat) is the source of this 1883-nucleotide messenger RNA. It is a transcript of the gene Mpzl3, whose product is annotated as myelin protein zero like 3. The transcript is spliced from 6 exons. Lineage: Eukaryota; Metazoa; Chordata; Mammalia; Rodentia; Bathyergidae. The coding region runs from base 29 to 952 and encodes 307 amino acids. The record is from RefSeq and is a predicted model, not a curated record. Gene Ontology annotation, cellular component: membrane.